Messenger RNA from Penaeus chinensis, 399 nucleotides. RefSeq lists its product as uncharacterized. NCBI's taxonomy places the organism in Eukaryota, Metazoa, Arthropoda, Malacostraca, Decapoda, Penaeidae. The transcript has a single exon. The record is from RefSeq and is a predicted model, not a curated record. The coding region runs from base 1 to 399 and encodes 132 amino acids.
AUGCGAGAAAAGAACAUCCCAGAGAAGUGCAUCCGUAUAGUUCAAGAUAUGUACAAAGAGAGCGAGACAAUGGUCUGGUGCAUAGCGGGAACAACACAGCCUUUCAAGGUAGAAGUGGGGUUACAUCAGGGGUCAGCGUUGAGCCUGUUCCUAUUUGCCAUCAUCAUGGACACCCUCACAGAGAGCAUCAGGAAAGAGGCUCCUUGGCACAUGAUGUUUGCUGACGAUGUGGUGCUUUGCUGCGAAGAGAAAAUCGAGAUAGAGGAGGACCUGGAAAGGUGGAGCGAUAGACUGGAGAAGAGAGGAAUGAAUGUAUCAAGAGCGAAGACGGAGUACAUGUGCUUGAAGGAUCCAACCAGGAUGGAACAACUGGAAGAAGAUGGCCGGUGUGAUGUAUGA